Messenger RNA from Ceratosolen solmsi marchali, 1470 nucleotides. RefSeq names its product CUGBP Elav-like family member bruno 3 (gene bru3). NCBI's taxonomy places the organism in Eukaryota, Metazoa, Arthropoda, Insecta, Hymenoptera, Agaonidae. The record is from RefSeq and is a predicted model, not a curated record. Bases 1 to 1164 code for a protein of 387 amino acids. The transcript has 11 exons. Gene Ontology annotation, molecular function: RNA binding.
AUGAACCGUCCUAUUCAAGUCAAACCGGCGGACAGUGAAAACCGCGGAGACAGAAAGCUGUUCGUGGGAAUGCUCAGCAAGCAACAAACUGAAGACGAUGUACGUCAGUUAUUCAAUGCUUUUGGCACAAUAGAAGAGUGCACCAUUCUUCGAGGUCCCGACGGAACUAGCAGAGGUUGCGCAUUUAUUAAAUUCUCAACGCACCAAGAAGCACAAGGAGCGAUCAAUUCUCUGCACGGUAGCCAAACUAUGCCGGGUGCGUCAUCCAGCGUAGUAGUAAAAUUCGCGGACACUGAAAAAGAGAGACAGUUAAGACGCAUGCAGCAAAUGGCCGGGAACAUGAGCCUUAUUAACCCUUUCGUCUUCAACCAAUUCGGUCCUUACGGCGCUUAUGCCCAGCAGCAAGCAGCGCUGAUGGCAGCCGCGACGGCGCAGGGAACGUACAUCGGUCCGAUGGCGGCCCUCGCUGCUGGACAACUUCCCCACGCCCUCAACGGCAUGCCUAACACCGUCGUGCCGCCCACCUCUGGCUUGGUCGUAGGUACCGGCACAGGCCAACCAGUGAAUGGGACCCUACCCUCGCUGCCCUCCCCGACGAUGCCUAACUUCAACAUGGCCGCUCAGACACCGAACGGACAGCCGGCCGGCUCCGAUCCUGGCGUCUAUACCAACGGCAUACCCCAGACCUACACAGGACAUGCCCUUCAUCUAUCUAUUCCAGCGCAAGGUCUGCCCAACGGGGAGGCGGCACUCCAGCACGCCGCAGCGUAUCCGGGGAUGCAGGCGUACCACGGCGUUGCGUAUCCUGCCGUCUACGGCCAGUUUCCUCAAGCCAUUCCCCAGCCGAUGACAACAGUCGCACCACAACAGAGGGAGGGAUGCUCUAUAUCAGGACCCGAAGGCUGCAACCUCUUUAUCUACCACCUGCCCCAGGAGUUCGGGGAUUCCGAGCUCAUGCAGAUGUUCAUCCCCUUUGGGAACGUCAUCUCCUCCAAGGUCUUCAUUGACCGCGCCACCAAUCAGAGCAAGUGCUUUGGUUUCGUAUCCUUCGACAAUCAGGCAUGCGCACAAUCGGCUAUCCAGGCGAUGAACGGCUUCCAAAUAGGAAUGAAACGGUUAAAAGUUCAACUAAAGAGGCCCAAGGAUGCCAGCAGGCCGUACUAACCCACGUCCGAGCCAAGACAAGCUUGCCGGGUCAUGCCAUAUGUUAUAACCUAUAAAAUAUCGCACGAAAAUAUGAGUUCACUGGAUACUCGGACAUAAGAAUGAAGAGUUUGAACCACUGCUACAACGCUUUCAACCGUAAAUAUCUAGUAUACUAGUUAGUUAAUUUUAUAGGAUUAAAAGAAGAUUAAAAAUAUAGAGGUCAUAGUAACAAGAAGAAGGAACUGUUACUAGAAUGAGGACAACUGUGAUAGGACACCUCAUAACUACUGCAUCAAUGAUGAAAGAGCAAAGAAUUUCUUUAAA